AUGAUUACCGAUCGGCCCGUAAUAGACAACAAGGGAAACGUGAGCAUGAUCGUGGGAGUGGCGAGCGACAGCCGGCCGUUCAAGGAGCAGUCUGUUGCUUCUGCUCUGCCUGGUGCUACUGCUACUGCUGCUGCCUCCCUUCGUCCUGCUGCCUCCUUUGGCGCUGCUGCGUUUUCUCCUGAUGAGUUUCCAUCGCCCUCCACACCACUCCAGAGCAUUCCAUCCGCAACUGCAGCAGAGGACAAGGCAGAGCAUCGGCAGGUAGCAACAGGCUUUAGGCCCCUGCAGCUGCAUGUGACCACGGCGCCACUGCGACCCAUCCGAGUUCCUGAAAACGCAAUUGUUUUUGCAGCAGGAAACGGAGCUGGAAAUGCAACUGCAAACGCAACCGGUUAUGCAUCUGGAAAUGCUUCGUUCCGCGCGGCACGUGUACCCUCUCGGCUUUCUGCUCCUCUGCUUUCUCCAUCGCAGUCCCGCACUGCACCUCUGCAUCGCCCCUCGUUUGCCCACGCUGAUGAGGCUGAUAUGACUGUGCCGCACGCAGACCUUGCUGCUCGUGAUUCUUCUGAAGUCCUGCACUUCCAAGGAAGGGGAGAGGACGGAGGAGAAGCAGCGGCAAUGGCGUUUGAUUCCCUAAAGGGAGAAGCAGCAGUGCCGUUUGAUUUCAGUGCAGAAGGGGGGCCAGGAGGAGGGGAAGCAGGGGUGCCUUUUGAGUUUGAUGCAGAGGGUGAGGCUGCUCACGCGGAGUGCCAGCACCCGUGGCAAAUACCCUUUGCUUCAACUGUCCUGUCCUUGGCUGGCAGGGUGGCGCAGUCAAUUGGGCAGGUGCGGAAACGACUCUCUCCCACCAGCUCCACCGUCUCCUCUCAAACCCACCUGCACCUCGCAGAACCCAUGUCACCGCACCACCACCACCACCCACUGCCACCAUCACCAGCAGCAGCUGCUGCUGCUGCUGCCGCUGAGGCGUCCUUAUCAGAAGCUCGUUUGCAUGGGGGCAUGCAGAGGAUGGUGGUGCAGGGGGGGAGGAGUCCCAAGGCUAGAAGGCUCAGUCCUGAAGGGGACAGGCUCAGCCGCCACAACAGCGGCUCUGGCAGCUCCUGCAGCAGCUCUAGUACUGCUGGCGCUUCUGCUUCAGCUGCUGCUGCUGCUGCUGCUGCUGCUGGCGCUGCUGCUGCUGGUGCCGCUGUUGCUGGUGGUAGCGCUGCUGCUGCUGGGGCUGGUGGUAUAUGGAAUGGUGGUGGGAGUGACAGGGCUCCUGUCUUGGCGCUCACUUCCGCCUCCUUCCUCCCCUCCUCUGCCUCGCUCCUUCCCCUCUCGCCGUGCCAUCGCCCCUCUGUUGCUCCCGCAACACAUGUGACUCAGCUUGCUCCCUUGCAGCCUGAAACGUCCCUUGCUGGCCCUGCUGCUGCUUCUCCUGCUGCUGCUGCUGCUGCUGCUUCUCCGUGGCACGGCUUUGGUUUCAGUUCUGGUGUUGGUGGUGAUGCUGGUGCUGCGGGUGCUGGCGGUGAUGCUGGGUUUGGCUGUGGUUCUCUGGCGGCUGCUGCUGCAGCAACAGCAUGCCAUACACACAUGCAAGAUCUGAUUCUGGCAGAUACACCCAAGGACCAGCGCGGCAUGGCCGGCAUGACCGGCGUGGGCGGCGCAGGCGGCAUGGCCGGCAUGACCGGUGUGGGCGGCGCAGGCGGCAUGGACGGCAUGGGUGGUGUGGGAGACUUGCGAGACAUGGGAGACAUGGGUGGCAUGGUGGACAUGGGAAUGGGGGUUGUGAAAUACAGUGAACUCGGACCAGGACAGGGUCUGGGGCAGCAAGGCUGGGGCAUGGCGAGUGGAGUAGGUGGGCCAGUAAUCCCAGGGCUCGGGAUGCACGGGACAGGGUUGGAUAGGUGGGGAGGAAAUGGAAAGUUGCUGGAGAGGCAGCAGGUCGACGUCAGCAUGGGAGAAGGACAGGAGUACAGGGAGGCUGUGGCGAAAUGGCAGGGCCUGGCACUUGAAAGAUUAGAUGGGCAGGGUGGUGGGGGUGCUGGGAGGGAGUUGAGUUUGAAGGGGGAGCAGGGGAACAGGGAGAGGCAGGAGAGGGAGCGGUUUUGGGAAGAUGGAGUGGCGCGGUGGGAGAUUCGGUGGGAGGACAUUCAGCUGGGGCAGGAGGUCGGGCACGGUGCAUGUGGCACGGUCUAUCACGGCACCUGGAACGGCUCCGAUGUGGCAGUGAAGGUGUUUGCACGGCAUGACAUCAGUGCUGACUUCAUGCAGGACUUUAAGAAAGAGAUCCGCAUAAUGGAGAAGCUCCGUCAUCCCAACAUUCUUCUCUUCAUGGGCGCAGUGGCCUCCCUAGACCAUCUCGCCAUCGUCACCGAGUUCCUCCCUCGUGGAAGUCUCUUCCGCUUGUUGCACCGCCGCACCGCGGGGCUCACCCGCCUGCGCCUGCUGCGCAUGGCUCUUGACGUGGCGCGGGGAGUGAACUAUCUGCACAAGUGCUCGCCCCCCGUGGUUCACCAUGAUCUCAAGUCAGCCAAUCUGCUCGUCGACAGAAACUGGACUGUCAAGGUCGGCGACUUUGGUUUGAGCAAAAUGAAGUUUGCCACGUACCUCUCUGCUCGCUCGGGCCGUGGCACGCCCCAAUGGAUGGCCCCAGAAGUGCUUCGCAAUGAGCCUUCCAACGAAAAGUCGGACGUGUAUAGCUUUGGAGUGGUGUUGUGGGAGAUGGCAACGCGCCAGGUGCCAUGGGAGGGGAUGAACCCCAUGCAGGUGGUGGGGGCCGUGGGAUUCCUGGAGCAACAGUUGCCUCUGCCUCCCUCCAUCGACCCUGCUAUGAGGACUCUCAUCUCCGACUGCUGGCGCAGCCCUAACGAGUGGCCAUCGUUCGAUGAGAUCACAGCAAGACUGAAGAUCAUGGUACAGGAGCAAGAGCAGCUGCAGGUGGAUGGGAGACGAGUGUAA
Closterium sp. Naga37s-1 is the source of this 2940-nucleotide messenger RNA. Lineage: Eukaryota; Viridiplantae; Streptophyta; Zygnematophyceae; Desmidiales; Closteriaceae. The record is from the annotation of a GenBank genome assembly.